This is a messenger RNA of Asparagus officinalis (garden asparagus), 420 nucleotides long. RefSeq names its product (RS)-norcoclaurine 6-O-methyltransferase-like. Lineage: Eukaryota; Viridiplantae; Streptophyta; Magnoliopsida; Asparagales; Asparagaceae. The record is from RefSeq and is a predicted model, not a curated record. The coding region runs from base 1 to 420 and encodes 139 amino acids. The transcript has a single exon.
AUGGAAACUCUAUAUGGGAGGAAAAAGAGCAAUAAGAGCCCCAAGUACAACUUGCUAGUCAAUCAAUUUUUGAUUAGAGAUACAUGUUUGUUGAUGAGGUAUGUGGCUACGCAGUGCAAAGGGGUUUUCAAAGAGUUAAACAUCCUUGUCAAUGUUGACAGGGCACAGGAACCUUGCUUGUGCCAUAGCAAAGAUAUUCCCCAAUUUAAGUGCACUGUAUAUGACCUUUCUCAUGUGCUUGGUUCCCUACCCGAGAACCCUCUUAUCAAUGUUGUUGGAGGCAAUACAUUCUACCAUACCACAACAGUUGAUGCCAAUUUUCUUAUGCUUAGCAACAAAGCAACUAAUUUAUGUUUCUUAAAUACACACGACACUUAUAAGAUGUGCAACAAAGACAUGUUGCUAGAAAAUAGAGACUAA